Molecule: messenger RNA, 2361 nt
Organism: Phyllopteryx taeniolatus (common seadragon)
Lineage: Eukaryota; Metazoa; Chordata; Actinopteri; Syngnathiformes; Syngnathidae
Product: urokinase-type plasminogen activator-like
Exons: 8
Coding region: 1-1698 (565 amino acids)
Biological process (GO): regulation of cell adhesion mediated by integrin; plasminogen activation
Molecular function (GO): serine-type endopeptidase activity
Source: RefSeq, a predicted model, not a curated record
AUGUCGAUAUAUAUUGAUUUAAGAUUUGUUUUUAAAUGUGGUCUUUUUGUCAGACACCCUCGAGAAAUGUUAUCACCGCCACGAUGGCCUAUUGAUUCAAAAUGGAUUCAUCUCGUGAUGGCCCCGCCCACUCGUCGUUUCUCCAGCGAAGGCGAUGCGGAUGGUCGUGGCGUCGCUCCUCCUGGCGUCGGCGUUUGGGCCGCCAUCGGCGGGUGGCGGCGGCGUAAGCGGCCGGCGCGCCGGUCCUCUCGCCGGUCUCGCUCCGCGGUGAAAAUGUCUCUGUCCCGCUUUCAGGCUCGGCGGCGAGACGAGGGGAGAAGACGUCGGCAGACGAUUUUGUCGUCGUCGCGGAGCUCAGGAAUCUGUCAGAACGGAGGAACGUCCGUCCCCGCCCUGACGACGGGCCGACACAUGUUCUGCUUGUGCGGCGACGCGUUUGAGGGCGCCUUCUGCCAAACGGCGAAAGGCGGCGGCGACUGCUACGAGGGCGUCGGGAUUUACUACCGAGGCUUCCGGUCCGAGUCGGAGAGCGGCCGCCCGUGCCGUCGCUGGGACGACGAGACCGCGCGACGCUACCUGACCCUCGACGUCGACGCCGGCGCGCACAACUACUGCAGGAACGUGCGCUUCAAGCGUCGCCCGUGGUGCCACGUGUGGAAAAACCAGCAGCCGCUUUGGGAAUAUUGCGACAUUCCCCGAUGCGGAACGCCCCAAACAUUCGUGUCGGCGCCGCCCACCGAGACCCCACGCACCGCCCGAACGGGUAAGCACCCGCCCCCUCGUCAGCGUGCGUGUCUUUUGACGUUUGCCAUGCCAGAACGUUCCGGAAUAUGCGCGCUAACAUUGGGCCGAAAUCCCGUUCGUGUUCUUGUAGCACCACCUGUCACGUUGGCACCGACCACCCGACCCCCAGAGACCACCCGACCACGUAAGCUCCGCCCCCUCGUCUGCGUGUGUGUGUGUGUUUGCAUGCGCACAUCUGUGUGUUUCCCUGCGUGUGGGCGCGCGCGUGUCCGUCCCCGGCCAGUGUGGGAGACGUGCGGGCGGCGUUCUCGCAGGAAGCAGAUGCGUAUCGUCGGCGGUACGGUUUCGGCGGUGGAGUCGCACCCGUGGGUGGCGGCCAUCUUCUGGCGGGCUAGGUCCAAAGAGAAGGUCUUCCGCUGCGGGGGGAGUUUGAUCGCCAGCUGCUGGGUCCUGACCGCCGCUCACUGCUUCCCCGACGGAUCCGACGCCAAAGAGCGGCGCUUCCUGGUGGCGCUGGGCAAGAGCGCCCUCAACCAGAGCGACGCCCUCGAGCAAACGUUCCGCGUGGCCAAAAUCGUCGUGCGCCCCGACUUCGACAACCGAGACGGAAACUACGACAACGACGUCGGGCGACUCGGGCGGUCCCCUGGUGUGCCCGGCGGACGGGCGUUUGGUGUUGGUGGGCGUGAUCAGCUGGGGCGAAGGCUGCGCCCGCGAGAGGCGACCCGGCGUCUACGCCAAAGUCAUCAACUACCGACGGUGGAUCCGGCAGCACGCCCGCGUGUGACCGCCGACGGCUCCCGACGGCGGAUCCGAGGGCGCGCUCGCGUUGGGCACCGUGGCAACCGCUCAACACAUUUCCCCAAAAGUUGCCUUUUUCAACCAAAUUCAUUCAUUACAUCAGUUUCUUUCUUACGACGCCCCGAAGGCGGGAAGGUGGAAAAUGAAAACUAAUGACAUCACAAUUCCAUACACUGUCGCUCAACCAAUGCGUAGCAUUUUUCAAGGAAAUGUAUUAUUUACAUAUUUAAGGACAUGUAAAUUUAAAGGAAAAAAACAGCCUUGUAUUCCUGGUAAGAAAGUAAACAGUUAUUAACAUUAGUUAGCGUGAUAUCAUUUUUUAAUAAAAAAAACUCAAAUUCAAAUUUAUAAUGAAUAAAUCAUGUGAGAAAUUUUCAAUGACAUUUUGUUUUUACCUUUGUUUAACUUUAAUAACAUUGAAAAUAAAGUGAUAUAAAAUUCAACUUUUUUAGUUAUGAAACUUUUUUUACUUUUAAAUGUUUUAAAAAUGUUUGACAUUUUGUAGUUUGUAGUAUUAGUGUGAUGUCAUUUUUUUCAAUUAAAAAUACAAUUUACAAUUGAAAUUUAGAAAUCAUGUGACACAUUUUUUUACCUUUUAAGAAUUGAAAAGAGUCAUCGUUUGUAAUGUUUCACUUUUGGUCUUUAAAUAGUGUGAUACAUUGUAACAUUCAACUUGACAUGGAAAAAUAGUGCGCCAUCUUUCCACUUUUGAGCUUUUUUUUCUCAUAACAUUUCCAUGCAAGCAGUGUUGAAUUUUUCGGUGAAUGUAAACUUGUUUGCUAUUGUUCAUAAUAAAUGAUUAAUCGUGAAAGAUCA